UUGGCUCUGACGCAUAGGUCAUUUUCUGAGAAAUUUCAUUCCCAUUUGGCCUUAAAAAGCGCGGCCAAUCGCGCCAAGACGCCCAAGACGCGAUGACUUUGGCUCGCCUAUCUUUGGCACUCCUCGUGUGCGCUGCGGCUGAGCAGCCGCAUCAUGUAGAACAUCAUGCUAUGACGGUGGACGCGGAAGGUGAUGUCUCGAAUGAGAAGAUGAAACAUUUGAUGAGAUCGCACCCGGAUGUCUUGGAAGAAGAGCGGGCGGAGAUCCUUCCUUCCGCAGCAGAUCUGGCGUACAAGGCGAUGGAUUUGGGCUUCGGUACCACGGGAAUGGCCCUGGACGACUAUCCCUUCGCCCUUCGGUUUGUCAUGUGA
Messenger RNA from Cladocopium goreaui, 371 nucleotides. Lineage: Eukaryota; Dinophyceae; Suessiales; Symbiodiniaceae. The record is from the annotation of a GenBank genome assembly.